CAAUUCGACUACCGACAGAAUGCCUUCAAUCAGCGAGAUCAUCAAUGCUCAUAAGCCGGACCUUAACGCGUACGAAGAGCUAUACAAAUGGUUCCACACGCACCCCGAGCUCUCCUUCUGCGAGCGCGAAACCGCCGCAGCCAUCGCCUCACACCUUUCAUCCCUCAACGCCUUCGAGAUCCACUCCCACAUCGGUGGCCACGGACUCGCAGCCGUGCUCAAGAACGGCGAAGGCAAGACACUCUUACUCCGCGCUGACAUCGACGCACUGCCCGUGCAAGAGCAGACUGGCCUGGAGUAUGCGAGCACGAAACGCAUGAAGGAUGUUGAGGGGGCCGAGAAGCCGGUUAUGCAUGCUUGUGGGCACGAUAUGCACAUCACCGCGCUCCUAGCAGCCGCAGAGACGCUGGUGAAAGCACGGGAUUCAUGGAGCGGGACACUGAUCCUGGUCUUCCAGCCCGCUGAAGAGAAAGGCAAAGGCGCGCAGGCCAUGGUAGACGACGGCCUGUACAGCAAAGUACCUACGCCAGACGUCGUAAUCGGCGCACACGUUAUGCCUGAGAAAGCCGGUGUGGUCGGGACAAAGCACGGCUUGAUCGCGAGUUCAGCGGAUUCGUACCUACUGAAGAUCAAAGGCCGCCAAACCCACGCCUCAACCCCUCACCGGGGCAACGACCCCAUCGUGCAAGCCGCCUCGACCAUCCUUCGCCUGCAAACCAUCGUCGCGCGAGAAGUCGACCCGCUGGACUUCGCCGUCGUAACCUGUGCCGCGAUCCACGCCGGCGACGCCGAGAAUAUCAUCCCCGAGCACGCCGAGCUAAAGUUGGACAUCCGCGCCGCGAACCCCUCAACACGCUCCCGCGUCCUCGCAUCCGUAAAGACAAUCGUCGAAGCCGAAGCCCUAGCUUCCAGCAACCCAAACAUCCCCGAACUGCAAGAAAUCCGCAACUUCCCCCUCCUCUUCAAUGACGCGACCGUAACAUCCACGCUCGAGUCCAGCUUCUCUUCCCACUUCAAGGAUAGCAAGUAUGCGACGUACACGCCCGACAUCGCGCGGCUGCAGGGGAGUGAGGAUUUCGGGAUCCUAGCCACGGCAGUUGGGAAGCCGAGUUGUUUCUUCUUGUAUGGUGGAACGGAUCCGGGGCUGUAUGAGAAGUUAGAGAAGGCGGGAAAGAUGAGUGAGGUUCCUGGCAAUCACAGUCCGUUUUUUGCACCGGUUGUGCAACCGACGCUGAGUGUAGGGUUUGAAGGGUAUGCUGUUUCUGCGUUGACGUUCUUGGGGAAGGUUUGAGGACAUGGGGUGUAGGAGGAAGGAAGGUGCUUCAGGUAUAUUUUCAAAGAUGAGUGGCAAAUGCGCUCUUGCUUUGGAAUAUUGCGAUUGAAUAUCUGUUACUGGUACAUUGGGGAAUCGAAACGCACUGUGCUGGUUUGCGCGAACGCUGUGACGUCGUAAACAGGAAUACAGUUCCAUAACAAAUGUUAGUCAG
Messenger RNA from Macroventuria anomochaeta, 1487 nucleotides. Its product is annotated as metal-dependent amidase/aminoacylase/carboxypeptidase. Gene Ontology annotation, molecular function: hydrolase activity. The coding region runs from base 20 to 1291 and encodes 423 amino acids. The transcript has 5 exons. Lineage: Eukaryota; Fungi; Ascomycota; Dothideomycetes; Pleosporales; Didymellaceae. The record is from RefSeq and is a predicted model, not a curated record.